Molecule: messenger RNA, 1106 nt
Organism: Telopea speciosissima
Lineage: Eukaryota; Viridiplantae; Streptophyta; Magnoliopsida; Proteales; Proteaceae
Product: peroxidase 3-like
Exons: 4
Coding region: 46-1026 (326 amino acids)
Biological process (GO): hydrogen peroxide catabolic process; response to oxidative stress
Cellular component (GO): plant-type cell wall; plasmodesma
Molecular function (GO): peroxidase activity; heme binding
Source: RefSeq, a predicted model, not a curated record
CUUCACUGAAGAGAUAUAGUGAGAUUUCUUUUCAAAUUAACAACAAUGGGAAGAAUGGGUUGUGCUGCAAUUAUAAUCUUGAGUGUUUUAGGCUUUUUGGGUCCUGUUCUAGCUGAUCUGCAGAUGGACUUCUAUGCUCAAACUUGCCCAAAAGCUGAGAAAAUUGUAUUAGAUUAUGUGAAAAAGCAUAUCCCCCAUGCUCCAUCUUUGGCUUCAGCUUUGCUGAGAAUGCAUUUUCAUGACUGCUUUGUGAGGGGUUGUGAUGCAUCAGUGCUCUUGAAUUCUACAUCAAAUAACCAAGCUGAAAAAUCUGCAAUUCCAAACCUCACUCUCAGAGGCUUUGGCUUCAUUGAUGGAGUAAAAAGCUUGGUGGAGGCUGAGUGUCCUGGUGUAGUUUCUUGUGCUGACAUUAUUGCUUUGGUUGCAAGAGACUCAGUAGCCACAAUAGGAGGACCCACUUGGGAAGUUCCUACUGGAAGAAGAGAUGGACUCAUUUCAAAUGCUACAGAGGCUUUAAACAAUAUCCCUUCUCCAUUUAGCAAUUUCACCACUCUAGUAUCAAAGUUCUCUAGCAAAGGACUUGAUGUGAAAGAUCUUGUUCUCUUAUCUGGUGCCCACACAAUUGGUAUUGCUCACUGCAAUCAAUCAUUCGCCCUCCGCCUCUACAAUUUCUCCGGUCAUGGCGACGAAGAUCCUUCUUUAGAUAGUGAGUAUGCUGUGCAUCUGAAAGAAAAGUGCAAGACUCCACUAGAUAACACAACAAUAUUUGAGAUGGAUCCAGGAAGUUUCAGAACAUUUGAUCUGAGUUACUACAAACUUGUACUUAAAAGAAGAGGUUUGUUUGAGUCUGAUGCAGCUCUGCUCACAAACUCAGCUUCAAAAUCUGAAAUUAUUCAGCUUGCACAGGGCACACUUUCUAAUUUCUAUACAGAGUUUGGCAAUUCCAUGAUGAAGAUGGGAAAGGUUGGUGUUAAGACUGGAUCAUCAGGUGAGAUUAGGAAGAAUUGUGCAGUGUUGAAUAGCUAAGUUGAUCAGGAUCUGAUUCUGUUCUUCAGCUUCUUUGGAACUGUGGAUUGUGAUAAUAAAGAGUCCAAUUAAUUUUAUUU